Molecule: messenger RNA, 2207 nt
Organism: Candoia aspera
Lineage: Eukaryota; Metazoa; Chordata; Lepidosauria; Squamata; Candoiidae
Gene: RXRA
Product: retinoid X receptor alpha
Exons: 11
Coding region: 344-1804 (486 amino acids)
Biological process (GO): anatomical structure development; retinoic acid receptor signaling pathway; negative regulation of transcription by RNA polymerase II
Cellular component (GO): nucleus
Molecular function (GO): nuclear receptor activity; retinoic acid-responsive element binding; zinc ion binding
Source: RefSeq, a predicted model, not a curated record
GGCGUUGCGCACACCCCGUGGGACUGGCUUGGCUUCUCUCGGCUCUGCCUCCGGCGGCGUUUCGAAACGCGUUUUCUUCCAAGGAGGGAGAGGGAGGGAGCGAGGCCCCAGAGCCGCGGCGGCGGGGAGCGGGGAGGAGAGCCCCAACCCCCCGAUACGCCAGCGCGACGCAGAGAGACGCGGAAGGUCCCUUCCAGCCGGCCGCCCCGGGAUCCGCCUCCCCUUCGCCUCUGGCUUUGCGGGCGACUCUCGGAGGGCUCCGCACGGGGGGCCAUUUCUCCCCCGCCCCUUUCCUGCCGCCGAUCUCCUCGCCGAGCCGCUGGGCAUGAGUUAAAUCGCGGACAUGGACACCAAACAUUUCCUCCCGUUGGAUUUUUCCGCCCAAGUGAAUUCCAGCUCCUUAAGUUCUCCGCCGAGCCGGGCCCCUAUGACCACGCCUGCCCUCCAUCCCUCUAUGGGGCCCGGCCUUGGGGGCUCCUUGGGGUCGCCCAGCCAGCUCCACUCGCCCGUCAGCACCCUAAGCUCGCCCAUCAACGGCAUGGGGCCGCCCUUCUCUGUCAUCAGCUCCCCGAUGGGGCCUCACGUGAUGUCUGGACCGUCCACCCCCGGCCUGGGAUUCGGAACCAGCAGCCCCCAGCUCAAUUCCCCCCUGAACCCAGUAAGCAGCACAGAAGACAUCAAGCCUCCCCUGGGCAUCAAUGGGGUUCUCAAAGUGCCAGUGCACCCUUCUUCUGCCAUGGCCUCCUUCACCAAGCACAUCUGUGCUAUCUGUGGAGACAGAUCGUCAGGCAAACAUUACGGGGUGUACAGCUGUGAGGGCUGCAAGGGGUUCUUCAAGCGGACAGUGCGGAAGGACCUGACCUACACCUGCCGGGACAACAAGGACUGUCUCAUCGACAAGCGCCAGCGGAACCGGUGCCAGUAUUGCCGGUACCAGAAGUGCCUGGCGAUGGGCAUGAAGAGGGAAGGGAUGGAGCACCAUCCAUCCCGGCCCACAAGACUCCCUGGAAGGCAGGAGCAACCAGCUGUCCAGGAGGAGCGGCAACGAGGCAAAGACCGCAACGAGAACGAGGUUGAGUCCACCAGCAAUGCCAAUGAGGACAUGCCGGUGGAGAAGAUCCUAGAAGCUGAACUGGCUGUGGAACCCAAGACAGAGACCUACAUUGAAGCUAACAUGGGCCUGACCCCAAAUUCGCCCAAUGACCCGGUCACCAACAUUUGCCAAGCGGCAGACAAGCAGCUGUUCACGCUGGUGGAGUGGGCCAAGAGGAUUCCCCAUUUCUCUGAGCUCCCACUGGACGACCAGGUUAUCCUGCUCCGAGCUGGUUGGAACGAAUUGCUGAUCGCCUCCUUCUCCCACCGAUCCAUCGCAGUGAAAGAUGGGAUCCUCCUCGCGACAGGCCUCCAUGUCCACAGGAACAGCGCCCACAGCGCAGGGGUCGGGGCCAUCUUUGACAGGGUAUUGACAGAACUUGUGUCAAAGAUGCGAGACAUGCAGAUGGACAAGACGGAGCUUGGGUGCCUGCGGGCCAUCGUCCUCUUCAACCCAGACUCAAAGGGGCUUUCUAACCCUGCUGAAGUCGAAGCUCUGCGCGAAAAGGUCUACGCGUCACUUGAGGCCUACUGCAAACAGAAGUACCCCGAGCAGCCCGGGAGGUUCGCCAAGCUGCUGCUUCGCCUCCCUGCCCUUCGGUCCAUCGGUCUGAAAUGCUUGGAGCACCUCUUUUUCUUCAAACUAAUAGGGGACACACCGAUUGACACCUUCUUGAUGGAGAUGCUGGAAGCGCCACACCAGAUGACUUAAGGGAGGCUUGGCCACGCCAGCUGUUGUCCUCAGCCCAGCGGGCUGCCUGCCACCAGGACCUCUGCCCUGAGACCUGUCCACCCCCCCCCCUUGGUGCAAGAGACGCUCCCCCUCCCCCCCCGCCCUGCCCCGCUUGGGGUACGGUGGCGUGGCUAACUUGGCCCUUUGCUGCUUCCACAACCACCUUGCACCCGAGGACGACCAGCUUUUGCAGAUGGAGAAUUGCUCAAACAGCAGCCACUGUCUGCUUGUACUUGGGGCCCUGCCCCCCCAGUUCAGGCUUUGGUUUUUCCCCAGGGUCUGCCUGGGGUGCAGGAGGGUGAAUUUACUCCAAUUCCCCUGAAGGGUUUCAGGAUUUUGUAAAGCCACCUUUAAUUAAGAACAAGGGAUUGUGGGAAACGAA